AUGUCUGGCUAUAGUUUGGUCAAUCCGCAAGUUGACGUGUUAUUUGGAGGCGUACAGGUUCGGUGGUUCGUACAGGUGGUCAUUACCGACCACAUGACACUCAAAUGGCUCAACUCAAUAGAGAGUCCAUCUGGAAGGACAGUUCGAUGGGCCUUAGAAUUACAGCAGUUCCAGUUCGACGUGCAGUACCGGCGAGGAAAACUAAACGUGGUAGUUGACGCACUAUCCCGACAGCCAUUGGAGGCAUGUCGUCAGGCCGUGGAGGAGCAGCAUCCGGAUAGACCGCAUGCAUGCUGGAAAAACUCACCAAGAAGCCCUAAAAGUACCCGGACUAUGCGUCAAGAACAGCCAAAACUAUCGCCACCUGGGACGCAGUGCCGACGACGAAGACUACGUGCCGUGAAAAUUGUGGGUCGCCGGCAAUCAGAGGCAGAGAGUCCUGAGUGCCACAUUGCCCCGAUGGCAGGGCAUCAAUGGGUGAGGAAGACGAUAACUCGACUGGCACAGAGGUAUUAUUGGCCAGGAAUGUUUCGGGAUGCCGCACGACAUGUGAGGUGCUGUGAGGUGUGCCAAAGUUCAAAGUAG
This is a messenger RNA of Drosophila montana, 585 nucleotides long. RefSeq lists its product as uncharacterized. Bases 1 to 585 code for a protein of 194 amino acids. NCBI's taxonomy places the organism in Eukaryota, Metazoa, Arthropoda, Insecta, Diptera, Drosophilidae. The record is from RefSeq and is a predicted model, not a curated record. The transcript has a single exon.